AACCCCGGCAAGAUUGAAUAGAACGUCUGAUCGGGACGCUUCCAAACAAGGAUCGCAUUCGACGAGAAGUACAUCAAAGCAAAGUUUUAUCCAAAAUUUUCUUACCAUCUCUUAUUAUUUGGAGAUAUACAUAAAUUUGCCCAUUACUAGGCAUUACUUUUAAUCACUAUGGUGAAAACGGCUCGAAAUAGGCAAUUCUCUGGGAUUUUUCAGCAAAAGAAGAAGGGAUCCAAGAGUAAAGAAUUGAGCGAGAAUGGGGUCCUUGGAAUUGGUGGACCCGUAGAGCAAGUCAAAAGGCUGGCAGCCUCACCACAAGAAGGCGAAGCACCAACCAGAAAGCGUUCUGCCUUUGGCGAUAUCACAAAUGCUUUUCGCCAGCAGCAGGCGGGGAAAUCAAAGAAGUCCUCAGCUCAAAAGAAGCCCGAAACAGGAACGGAGUCUCAAAAUGGCGUACAAAGAAGAAAGACUCGAAGCUCUGGUGACCUUCCUGACUUCGAACUUCUGCCUUCGUCGGGUGAAGUCACGAGCUCUCAGGAGUCUUCAGAGUCGAGCAUUGACGUCCUAAGCGACAUUUGCAGCGGCGUAGAGUUGACUGACAGCCAAAAAAUAGACAGCAGUGUAGGGUCUGAAAUAGAUUCUUUAUUGAAAGAGCUGGAUGGGUCAAUAAGUUCAGAACAAGUUGAGAACUCCUCACAUCUCCCACCUGAUGUUGUUGACAUUGAUGCUGACAAGACUGACCCAUUUCAAGUUGCAGAGUAUGCAGAAGAGAUUUUCUUAAACAUGAAACGAAGAGAGAAUCUGUUUCCAUUGGAGCUGUACAUGGAGAAACAAAAAGAACUAACCAUAAGCAUGCGGGCUAUCCUAGUUGACUGGCUGGUUGAGGUUCAGGAAAGCUUUGAGCUGUAUCAUGAGACCUUGUACCUUGGUGUGAGAGUUUUAGACAACUAUUUAAUGCGUAGCUAUGUGGAGAGAGAGAACCUCCAGCUUGUGGGAGCUGUCAGCCUUUACAUCGCCUGCAAAGUUGAAGAGAGACACCCACCUUGUCUUGAUGACUUCCUCUACAUCUGUGAUGAUGCUUACCAGCAAAAGGCCUUUGUUGCUAUGGAGAAGAAAAUUUUGAACAGCUUGGAGUUUAAUAUCAAUAUGCCAAUACCUUACAGAUUCCUUAGGCGGUUUGCAAAGGUUGCCUCUGCUGAUGUUAAGACUUUGACGUUGUCUCGUUUUAUCCUUGAAACCACCCUCCACCAUUACAAGUUCAUUGUGCAUAAACCAUCCUUCCUAGCCGCUGCCUGCCUUAGAUUAGCCCUCCGCAUGAAGGGAUGUGAUGACUGGACACCAACUGUUGUUCAUUACACUGGAUUUUCUGUGGCACAGCUUGAUGGGUGUGUUAUUGAACUCAAUGAGAUGAUCUCUGAGCCCCCCAAGCAGAACCUGAUGACUGUCAGAAACAAGUACUCUCACAAAGUCUUCCAUGAGGUUGCUUUGAUCCCACCUUUGGACUCCCUAAAUCUCUAGAUAAUUAUUUUUUUUAUUUUGGUCACCUUUUUAUUAGCCUUUCUAUUGGUUUAAGUAGAAAGUUUUACAAAGGAUUUUAAAUAACAUAAUGAACUUUACAUUUCAACCAUCAGAAACAUUUCCUGCAAGGCUACUAUUUGUGGCAUUUAGUACUCAUUCAAGGGUAUCUUAAUCAGCUUUAAAAAAAUAAGGUAUCAGAUUACCCAAUUUUAGAUUACCCAUAUUGAGAAACAUAUCAUUUUCAUCAAGAGAUAACAUUUUAUUUAAAUUUAUUUUGAUAAUGAACAGAGCAGCUUUGAUUAACAAGCAGGAAUUGUAUAUAUUGUAAAUAUUCAACACUAUCAACAAGUAAAGUUAGCUGCAUAAGGGGAAAAAACAUACAAUCAAAAAUAAAAAUAAAAACAUUGAAA
This is a messenger RNA of Nematostella vectensis (starlet sea anemone), 1925 nucleotides long. RefSeq names its product G2/mitotic-specific cyclin-B3. The transcript has 8 exons. Gene Ontology annotation, molecular function: cyclin-dependent protein serine/threonine kinase regulator activity. NCBI's taxonomy places the organism in Eukaryota, Metazoa, Cnidaria, Anthozoa, Actiniaria, Edwardsiidae. Gene Ontology annotation, biological process: regulation of cyclin-dependent protein serine/threonine kinase activity; mitotic cell cycle phase transition. The record is from RefSeq and is a predicted model, not a curated record. The coding region runs from base 169 to 1515 and encodes 448 amino acids. Gene Ontology annotation, cellular component: cytoplasm; cyclin-dependent protein kinase holoenzyme complex; centrosome.